Messenger RNA from Nicotiana attenuata, 837 nucleotides. RefSeq lists its product as uncharacterized. The transcript has a single exon. NCBI's taxonomy places the organism in Eukaryota, Viridiplantae, Streptophyta, Magnoliopsida, Solanales, Solanaceae. The record is from RefSeq and is a predicted model, not a curated record. The coding region runs from base 1 to 837 and encodes 278 amino acids.
AUGUGCAAAUAUCAUGGCACGCAAGGUCAAAAGACCAAGGAUUGCAGGCAAUUAAGAGAGGAGGUAUCCCGUCUAUUCAACGAGGUCCACCUUCGAGAGUUCCUUAUCGAUCGAUCCAAAAAUCAUUUCAGAGACAGAGACGUUAACAGGAAAAAUGAACAGGAGGAACCACAGCAUGCUAUUCAUAUGAUCGUCGGCGGGCUCGAUAUUCCACAAGGGCCCGUAUCCAAACACACUAAGGUAUCAAUUACUAGGGAGAAGCGGACCCGGGAUUAUGGUCCCGAGGGCUCCUUAUCAUUCAAUGAUGAAGAAGCAGAAGGCAUUUCUCAACCACACAAUGACGCUCUGGUAAUUUCUAUCUUACUAAAUAAAGUUCAAGUUAAGCAUGUUUUAGUAGAUCCAGGUAGUUCGGCGAAUAUCAUUCGCUCGAGGGUCUUGGAGCAACUCGGCCUACAAGAUCAGACUGUGCCCACAGCACGAGUCUUAAAUUACUUCAACAUGGCCAGUGAAACAACUAAAUGGGAGACUACCCUAACGGUGAACGUGGCUGGAACCAUUCAAGAUACCAAGUUCCACGUGAUCGAGGGCGACAUGAGAUACCACGCCCUACUCGGAAUGCCCUGGAUUCACAAAAUGAGAGCAGUCCCUCGAACCUUUAUUGUUCCCGAAGACUCUCACGUUACCAAGUCAACAAUCGAGGUGCUAGAACAGCUUAUAUUGAUCGAGUACCUGCCCGAGCGAAAGGUAUACCUGGGAAUGGUGUUAACCCCGAGCUCAGGAAAAAGCUUAUUCAGUAUCUUAGCGAUAACAUGGAUUUUUUUGCUUGGUCCCAUUUAG